GAUAAGAUAAGAGGCUGCCUUUCAAUUAUCGUGAUUUGAUUGUGACAAUCAACGGACGAACGACGGUGCUAAAACAGUCAAUACUUUGUCUCGUAGAAUUAUAAAUCGAAGAUAAGUUAUUGGCUUUCCGUAGAGGUGAAUCGGAAGCAUGGGUUCCGGACGUUAUCUCUCGCUGCUGCUGACAGUGAUUUAUAUCUUCUGCUGCUACAGGACUAUCGGUGGACAGGAAGCAGAUGACCGAACGACGACGCUCUCGCCAGCCGAGGAAUAUAAACUGGCCCCUUACUGCUUCCGGUUUACCUGGAUUGGGCCCAAGUACAACAACAACAGCUUCUUCAGGAACAUGACCUGUGAUAAUCUGUCGAGGAAGACUCCCGGAGUUCCCUGCUUCCAACCGCUGGUCGUCACUAUGAACAGCAACGUUCCGGACACGAACUACAUGUGGGAUACCUAUAAAGCCAAACCGACUCAGAUUGCCUGCCGGCUUGUUCCGGGGGAGGUUUGUGCCCGAUUCACCUUCCGAUAUAAUGGAGCCAUCGAAAACAUCACGUAUAUGUGCGCCAAGAUGAACGUGGACAACGAAUCUUCCACGAGCACGGCCUGUUACAAGGAGGAUCGUUCCGGUCGGGAGAUUGAGGUUUGCGUCUGCGAAUCGGCCGCCGGAAGAGUUCCCUGCAAUCUGGGCCAGAAACUGGUGGGCCAUUCGGUACAACUGCUGACGAUUCUGGUCCUCGGUCAGUGGCUGCUGCUCAGUUUGGUUGGCGAAAAGUGAUUGUGUUACGACUUGUGACGUUUGGUUGAAGUGAUGUGAAGAGGCUGGAUUAGACAGAGGUGUCCUUAAACUGUAUUUGACCUCAUUUUAUUUGAAGUAUUUUCCAUUGUUAAUCGAAAAUGUGAUCAGCUUGCAAUAUAAAAGUUUUAUCUGUAUUUAUGGAGGUUGAAGGAUAUAAGAAAAGAUUAAUAAUCAAAAAAAAUUCCUAAAGAUAGGUACUUAUCUAUACAAAUACACGUAUU
Molecule: messenger RNA, 1014 nt
Organism: Uranotaenia lowii
Lineage: Eukaryota; Metazoa; Arthropoda; Insecta; Diptera; Culicidae
Exons: 5
Coding region: 149-772 (207 amino acids)
Source: RefSeq, a predicted model, not a curated record